Messenger RNA from Paralichthys olivaceus (Japanese flounder), 2051 nucleotides. It is a transcript of the gene odad3, whose product is annotated as outer dynein arm docking complex subunit 3. NCBI's taxonomy places the organism in Eukaryota, Metazoa, Chordata, Actinopteri, Pleuronectiformes, Paralichthyidae. Gene Ontology annotation, cellular component: ciliary basal body; cilium; ciliary tip. Gene Ontology annotation, biological process: cilium movement; outer dynein arm assembly. The record is from RefSeq and is a predicted model, not a curated record.
AGGUCAGGCUAACGCUGGACAUGCUGGUGAAGUGAGGGAAUGAGCAGCAAGAGACAUCAUGUCUUUCAGCGGGGACACUCUGAAACCUCCGCUGCAUGAGCAGAUAGCGGAGAUGCAGCGUAAAAUACAACUGCUGGAGCGCGACAGAAGCGCUUUCUAUGAGAGCUCUCAGUCCAGCAUGAAGGAGAACUCGGAGAACAUCCGGGUGCUGAGGCAGGACAACAAGAGGCUGUACAGGAAGCUGGCAGAAGUUCACACAGGAGAUGAUCAUGUCAUUAAAGAGGCCUUUCACAACAGAGGCAUGGAGAAGAGCGCCUACCGCAACAUGUCAGGCAAGGCCGCUGUGACAACAGUAGAUCAGAGGGUGUUAACUAAGAAGAAGCGUCUCAAUGCCCUCAAACACACCACCCAGACCUACCAGCAGCGCCUUGAAGAGCUGAGGGUGGAUCACCAGAGACUGAAACCUGAGGGCAGCCGUGGAGCUCAGUCCUCUGACGCUCGCACCCGGAAGAAAGAGGAAGAUGCCAUGAACCUGCGGGCACUCGAGAACAGUCUGGAGAAGACAAAGUUUAAGUGCAAGGAGGCUGAGAACAUCACGACUAACUAUCUGAAACUCAAAGGUCACCUGCAGGAUGAGAGUCUGACUUUCCAGGGCCAGCUGGACAGUCUGGAGGCAGAAAUCCUGAAGCACAGGAAGGAGCUUCACAGCCUGCAGGUCAUGAACAACGACACCCAGCUCUCUAAAGAAGCUGCUAAGGCUGAGUUACAGCAGCUGGAGGAACUGCUCUACAAGGAGCGCAAAGAGAGAGAGUGUAUUAUCGCCGGCUACAGGAAAAAAGUUGAGGAGCGCAAAGCCCAGGCUGAAAAAGUUGAUAGAAGGAGAACAACUAUGCAGCCAGAUGAACUGAGCAGUGAGGCCCCGCGCAGCACCACCAGGAUGGCAGGUGAUGAAGAGGAGAAGGUCAUGUCCACUUUUGAGGAGGCCUUCCAACGCAUCAAGGAGGCCACUGGAGUCACAGACAUACGGGAGAUAGUGGAGCGCUUUACCUCGCAAAAGGAGACACAGCAACAUCUGGAGAACCUGAUGGGAGAGAAUAAGAAAGUCCUGCAGCAGCUGAAGGAGCAAACGGAGCUGCUGAACCAACAGUUUCAGGAUAUGAAAUAUUCGGGAGAGGCUAAACUCUCCGGUGACCAACAGAUGCUGGAGGAGUGCGAGCAGCGGCUGCAGGCUCAGCAGCAGAGGUGCCGGGCAGCUAAAGAGAGACUGGAUUGGCUUGUUAAAACGCUCAGCACCAUUCGAGCCGGAGUGGAGCACCUGACAGACAAACUUCAACACAUCACACUGGGCGAGGACCAAGUGGCGGAGGUGUCCCCAGACUCGGAUGAGUAUGUGUUGUUGCUGAUGACCCAGUGCGAUCGGAAGCUGAUGGUACUCCAGGACGAACUCCAAGGAAAAGAUCUCGCUGGUAUUAUGAAGGAGAUGGAGGAAGAGGAGUUCCACGUCAGGAUUGAGGGGAAACUACCAGAUUACAACACGCGAGUCAAGCUCCCUGAGGACCAAAUACUGGACCUCUUCAAUGACGUCGCUGUUUGUGUCUCAGAGGAGGAGAGUGAAGAGGACGACACUGACAUCAUCUCACGUGAGGCGCUGAAGCGUCAGUCUCAGCUGAUCAUUGACGCCAAGUCCAAGAAGAAGCCCUGGAAGAAGAAGGGAAAGUUCUGAUCCAACAGCACAACCUCGAGACUCAAGAAAAACAAAACCAAAAGAACAUUGAAGUGAAUUAAGAGCUAGAGUUGAGAAAAUGUCCAAUUACUAUUUGAAUCAUUUAAUGUUCCAGUCGUUUGUUGCAACAAAGAUUCUUGCAUUUCAAAUAAAUUUUGAAAACACAAAUUUAUUUUUAGACUUCUUUGAAAGAUGAGCCCAAUUUAACAGCUUUUAGACAUUAGAUUUUUAUAGAAUGAGCCAUUGAAGCUGGCUACUUGCUGUAAAAGUGGAUUUAUUGUGACAACAGUAAUGUUCUCUGUCAGGUGUCACUGUUGUACCAACACCA